AUGACCAGGCUCCUUUCUCUCCUUGCCCUCACGGCAUCUGUCCUUCCUUUGGCCGUGGCCACCUCCAACGCUAGCUGCAAGACCGACUCUCAGUUUGACUUCCUUGGGUUCUGCAUUGACCUCGAUAUCAACGGCAACAAGGAUUGUAAGGGAGCCGCUCCCACCGGAAAGUCUUGCCCGGACUCCUGGUUCUGGAACACUAAAGCUAACCACUGCACGCCUCAAUCUCCUGGUGCAUCUGGUUCAACCCCUUGCGCGAAUGGCCAGUCCUGGGACUCGAACGCACUGUGUUGUACGAAGCCGUCCGGUCCCGCUUCAACCAAACCGGCUGCGACUACUUCCAAGGUGGCCACUACGUCUGCCGCUCCACCUCCUUCCACCUCCUCGGCCUCGAUCUGUUCCUCUAACGAAUUCGCUUGGACCGGUUUGAAGGGUGACUGCUGUUUACCUCACGGCGGUCAGCCUAAUCCUCCUUCUCCCCCUGCCGGCUCGUCGUGCCCCUCUACUUGGUGGUGGCACCAGGACCAGGGAUGCUGUGUGCCAAGCAAACCCUCGCCUCCGACGCCUUCGUGCCCAACUGGCCAGAGCUGGAAGGACCAAUGUUGCAAGCCCACCGGGGGCGCUUCCACCUCCCCGGCUGCGACGUCUCCAGUCAAAACCACCGGCACUGGCACGACCACUUCUCCGCCCUCUUCCUCGACUGGUACUUGCGGCCAGAACGAGUUCUCGUGGCUCGGUCUGAAGGGCGAGUGUUGCAUUCCCCACGGUGGAAAGCCGAACCCACCUUCGCCACCUGCUGGCUCUUCAUGCCCGUCCACUUGGUGGUGGCACCAGGAUCAAGGUUGCUGCGUUCCUAGCAAGCCUUCUCCCCCGACUCCCUCGUGCCCGGCUGGCCAGAGCUGGAAGGAUCAGUGCUGCAAGCCCACCGGCGGUGUCUCGACGUCUCCCGCCACUACUCCCGUGAAGACCGGUACUCUCACUGCCACGUCUCCAUCCGCUUCGUCGACAAGUUCUUGCGGUCAAAAUGAGUUCUCAUGGCUUGGCCUCAAGGGUGAGUGCUGCUUGCCCCAUGGCGGCCAUCCCAACCCGCCUUCACCCCCGCCCAAUCAGUCGUGCCCAUCCACAUGGUGGUGGCACGAAGGUCAGGGCUGCUGUGUACCCAAUAAGCCGUCACCUCCUCAGCCUUCGUGCCCGUCGGGUCAUUUCUGGAGCAACUGGUGGUGCUCGCCCAAUGGUGGUACUCCCACGACCACUUCCAAACCGCCCUCCUCGACCGGCACUUGCGGCGACAAUGAGUUCUCAUGGUGGGGUCUCAAGGGUCAAUGCUGUAUUCCUCAUGGUGGCAAGCCCAACCCGCCCUCUCCCCCGCCGGGCCAGUCUUGCCCUUCCACUUGGUGGUGGCACCACGACCAGGGCUGUUGUGUUCCUAGCAAGCCGUCGCCUCCGACGCCAACCUGCCCCCCCGGAAACAGUUGGAAGGACCAGUGCUGCAAGCCCUCGGGUCCUCAGCCCAGUGGCCACUACAGCAAGCGUCAUAAGAAGAAGCGCACGGCGACUCUGUGCCCCGCCGGUCUCGAAGCUUGCUCUGUCAAGGGUCUCUUCGGUCUCAGCUCCGACUAUGAGUGUGUCGACACUGCCCAGGACGUUCAGUCGUGCGGUGGUUGCUCUUCGACAAGCCCCGAAUUUGAUUGCACUGCAAUUGAGGGCUCGUGGAAUGUUGGUUGUGAGAAGGGCUCUUGCAAGGUCUAUUCUUGCCAGGCUGGAUACAAGCUGACUGCCAAGAACACCUGCGAGCAACUCUGA
Molecule: messenger RNA, 1803 nt
Organism: Peniophora sp. CBMAI 1063
Lineage: Eukaryota; Fungi; Basidiomycota; Agaricomycetes; Russulales; Peniophoraceae
Source: the annotation of a GenBank genome assembly